CUACCUUGACAACCACGUGACCUCGACCUUGAAAGUGAAAGAAGAUCAUCUCAAGACAUUUGCCGGAACAUACUGUCCUGAAUCAAAAACUACCCAUGGACUCUGGAUCAGUAUUUGCUGAUAUAGAAGGUGCACCUGCAAUCGAAGUGUUCAAGCUGAUAGGGGAUUACAAUGAAGACACAUUUGACAAAAAAGUAAAUUUAGGAGUUGGAGCCUACAGGACAGAUGAAGGCAAACCAUGGGUUUUACCUGUAGUCAAAACAGUGGAGGCUAUGAUGGCAGGGGAUGCUGGUUUAAAUCAUGAAUAUUUACCUAUAUCUGGACUACCAGACUACAGAACAGCCUGUCAAAAAUUACUAUUAGGAUCUGAAUCACCAGCCAUACAGAGUAGUAGGGUGGAGAGUUUUCAGGCAUGUGGUGGAACAGGAGCUAUAAGACUUGCUGCUGAUUUCUUGAAAAGAUUGAUGAAUUAUGAUUGUGUUUAUGUAUCCAAACCAACAUGGGGUAAUCAUAAAACAAUAUUUAAGAGAAGUGGAUUUUCUGAUGUUAGAGAGUACAGAUAUUGGCAUCCUGAAACAAAAUCCCUGGAUUUCCAAGGCAUGCUAGAAGACUUGAAUAAUGCACCAGAGAGAUCUGUAGUAAUACUACAUGGUGUUGCACAUAAUCCUACUGGAGUGGACCCAACGAAAGAUCAGUGGGUAGAGAUAAUCAAGACCUGUCAGGCUAAAAAUAUAUUUAUAUUGGUAGACAUUGCAUACCAAGGUUUUGCUACAGGUGAUCUUGACGCUGAUGCUCAUCUUCCAAGAUACCUAGAUAGAAAUAAUAUUGAGUUUAUGGCUGCGCAAUCUUUCUCCAAGAAUUUUGGACUAUACAAUGAAAGGACUGGAAAUUUAGUGGUGGUGUGUGCUAAUUCAGAGUUAAAAGCAAAGAUUAGAUCUCAGAUGGAACUUAUCAUACGUACCACAUGGUCUAAUCCACCCAAUCAUGGAGCUAGAAUUGUUACUACUGUUCUCAAUAACCCUGCUAAUUGUGCUGAAUGGAAAGAACAUAUAAAGGAAAUGGCAAGCAGAAUAAAACAGAUGAGGCAAAUGCUACACGCUAAGUUGAAAGCAUUAGGUACUCCAGGAAAUUGGGAUCACAUCAUUCAACAGAUUGGAAUGUUCAGCUUUACUGGUUUGUCACCAAAACAAGUGGAGGUGAUGAUCAACAAAUACCACAUCUAUUUACUGAAGGAAGGUGGCAGGAUCAACAUGUGUGCUCUUACUACGUCAAAUAUAGACUAUGUAGCCAAAAGUAUACAUAGCGUUGUCACAGAAGCUAAAUUAUAAGGUUGAAAAGGACAUGUUACCUGGAAUACUGUCUGAUCAUUUGAUAACCAACCCCCUUCCAAAGCAUUUUAGUGGAUAUAGCUUUUUUUUUUAUUGCAUUUGAAUAAAAAUAUUCAGAAUUGAUUAUUGUUAAAUAUAUACUGAACUCAUGAUUUUCACACUUGUAUGUGUGAUGAGUUCAGUUACUUUGAAAUCCUGUUUGCAUUAUGAUUAAUAUUCUGUGUACAGUAGAACAUUUAAUACUGGAAUUUUAUUGAUAGCUUAUUGUUUACAAGAAACAGGUUUAUUUGAUAAUUUAAUAAGGAAUUGCCAACCAUGCUAACCAAAAACUUUUGAGUUUGUAAUCUAGAGAUUUGUAGUAAAAAACGGAUAAUUUGUAUUAUUUCGUACUCUUCUUACACUGGUAGUGAACUAGGUUUAAUAGAAUUCAAAUGAAAUAUGCAUAUUGCGGUUGUAAAUCUUAACAAUAGUGCUUCUGUAAACUGUUUUAAAGUUUUAAAAUCAUGUCUGAAAAUUAUUACUUUGUUCAAGAUUAUGUCUUUGCUAAUCAGACUGUGAUACAUGUAUAUGAAUUAUAUGUUUAUAUUUUAGAUAUUAUUUGAAUGAAAUCUCUCACUUUUUUAUUUUGACAUGUUAGAGAAAUAUUACUAUGAAUAAAUGUUUAUCUGUCUCUGCUUGUUGCUUGCUUUUAUCACUUUUGCUGCUUGUAAUGAUUGUAAGAAGAAAAAAAUUUGCAAAUAUUUUACCAGCAAUUCCUGUUCAAUUCAUAGUAUAGAUGUCAGUUGGGAGAUUGUCUUAUACUUUUUCUGGUUAUUUAAAUGAAUUCAUUCUGUCUCCUGUUUAAGAUAUUUUAGUACAUCUGAAUUCUGCAUUUUCAUGUGUAUCCCCUGCCAAUACCUUGCUUGCAAUAAAGGGAUGUAGUAUUCAGCAUAUCUGUGAAUGUGUCUGUAAGUUCUACAGUCCAAUAUUUUCAUAAACUAUGAUUUACUGCAGUUGUAUUGACUUUGGUUUCUGUAUUUAGGGUGUCGAAGAUGAGAUUUAAGUUGGAGUCAAAUUAGGUACUUCCUCUGUAUACUUAUAUUAAAACAAAGAUGGAGUCAAAUGGGGAUUUCCUUGUAAGCAGAAAUAUCUGCAAUCCUUUUCCGCCUAAAACACUAAAUUGAUUUCUUGCGUUUGAUAGGUAUCUUUGCCUGAUGUAAUCGUGAUUAGAUCAACUGCUGUCAAAAGUCUUUACUUUUGGGACUAUGUUGGGCUUUUGGACAUUAGCAACUUCAAUAACAGAAAACUCUGAAAAAGAUUUGUUUGUCUGUCUUUGUAAAUCAGAGUUUGGGACAUAUGGUAGAGCUGAUGUCUGCCCAUCUGUCAAUGUUAGUGAACUCAGGCCUACAGUUCUCAAAGGAUUUUGAUAAAAUUUAUGUCAAAGGUUAUAAACAUAACGGUAGCAAGAUCUUGGAACUAGUUCGAAAAUAAGGGUCAAUAGAUUAUUUUUGGAAAAUAAUAUCUUAGGAAUAUAUUAGCAAAUCUUGUAAAACCCAUAUGUUCUUAAUCUUUGGGAGGAGGGAAUUUAGGAACCACAAUUGUCUUUAGCUUCAGCAUUAUAAUCUAGCUGAUAUGAAAAUCUGUGCUUCAGGAAUAAUUGACCUUUAGGUCAUGUAUUUAUCUUAGCAGAUGCUGCAUUAUUGCAUGUGCAUUAGUGGCUGUUGUAUUUAUACAUUUCAAUAAAAGUAAGGUAUGUAUGUCUCAAAUGAUUGCACACAUUCCUCUUCAGAUUUUGACCCAUAAUCAAACUGACUUCUGGAAAAUAUAAGGGGUGUUGCAUGCACAUCUAGAUAUGCUAACCCUUAUUGCAUCUUCGUGAACUAAUGGUUCUGGUUAAAUAUAGUAUUUCUAGCACUUACACAAAGUGUAUUUUGUUCCUUUGUCUUUACUUUUUACAUAUUAGAUGUCUUGUAGCAUUUGAUAUUUUCAUUUUGUACUGUACAAUGGGUGCUGAUUGUUUAUACCCCCAGUAAAGACGGAUGGUUAGGCAUCUUCUAUGGUUUACCUGAUUUAUACGAAAUGAAAUUCAGAAAUUGUUGCAAUGUUUUUAUUAUUGCGAACAAUGCGAAGGGGUUAUAAUCGCAAUAAUUUAAACUCACAUUUUGAAAUUUUUAUAUGAAUUAAAAAGGAUUUUUCUCAAUAUCACAAAAAUUAAAAUUGCAUUUUAGUCUAAAAUGACAAAAUCGCAAUAAUAAAUGCACCCAAUAAUUUCUGAAUUUACAGUACUAAAGAAAACUCCAUGCGUGGUAUAGCUUACUAUAAAGCACGAAGGAUAAGCAUGAAAUUAAUUGCGGUAUGCAGGAAAAAAGAUCACACUUUAAUUCAUGUUUGAUUUAUUUAAAAAAAAACUGUUCAAGACAAAAAUAGUAUUUAUAUUAAAAAUUUUAACACAUUAUGUAAUAUUUGGAAAUGAAUAAUAUAUCACAGAUAUAUAGAAAUAAACAACAAAACAGCACAUGUAUAAUCAAAUCUCUCCAUAAAGGUCACUCAAGGGAGGACACAUUAGGGACCUGUAUGGAGAAGUUGUUGAAAAUUACAUAAUGUAGGAAACACACAACUUUUCUUUUUUUUCAAUUUGGAAAAGGGGAGUAGAUAAUAUCAGCAAUUGCCCUAUUAAUGGUUAUCCCUAAUGGAGCAUGUUUGACCAGAAAAAAAAACCCUAUAAUAAUCUUGGCAGCAUCGUUUCUAUGCAUCAUGUAGAAUAUUGAAAAAAAAAAAAAUGAUAUGUACAUGUAUUUAGAUUUCUGAAAUAAAAUUAUUUCACAAGAA
This is a messenger RNA of Mytilus californianus (California mussel), 4136 nucleotides long. Its product is annotated as aspartate aminotransferase, cytoplasmic-like. NCBI's taxonomy places the organism in Eukaryota, Metazoa, Mollusca, Bivalvia, Mytilida, Mytilidae. Gene Ontology annotation, cellular component: cytosol. The coding region runs from base 96 to 1328 and encodes 410 amino acids. Gene Ontology annotation, molecular function: L-aspartate:2-oxoglutarate transaminase activity; pyridoxal phosphate binding. The transcript has 9 exons. The record is from RefSeq and is a predicted model, not a curated record. Gene Ontology annotation, biological process: L-aspartate biosynthetic process.